AGCGAUGGCCACGCUGCUGUACACGAUCAUCGGCAUGACGGCUUCGGCCUCGCUGAACUGUGCGGUGCGGCGUGAAAUAUCGCCCUGCACCUGUUCGCCCGGCCUGUUCGCCAACAACAUCGACGUCAAGUGCGAACAGAUGGAAUCGUUCGGUCAGGUUGUGAACGCGCUGCAGGAUCGCUUCACCGAGGAUCACAACAUCUGGCUAACGAUUUCGCACUCGCAACUGCUCGAUCUGGCCGCCCUAUCGUUCUGGGAGAUGAACAUGAACAUCAAAUCGCUCCGGAUAAACUUCGACAAUCUAAGCCAUCUACCGGUAUCAUCGUUCCGUAACUUACCUCGGUUGGAUCUGUUCAGCGCAGCGGACAAUUUGCUCGAGGAGAUACCGCCCGAUAUGUUCGAACAGAUGCCCAACUUAGGAACGCUCGAUCUAGCACGCAGUCGCAUACGCUACAUCUCGGGCGACACGUUCCGGCACCUCCAAAACCUGCGCCACUUGAUCAUGGGCAACAAUCAGUUACAGCGCAUUGAUACGGACGCUCUGCCGAAAACGAUUCACUCGCUACAGCUCAGCAUGAAUCAGCUUCGCUCCCUCAAUGGAAGCAUUCGACAUCUGGACGAGCUCAAGCUACUGUUCAUCAACGAAAACAACCUCACAACACUUGCCGGUGAGUUGCCGCUCGGUUCGCCCAAUCUGAUCAUGAUCACGGCCCAAAACAAUCAGCUCGAACAGCUACCGGCCGAGCUACGCUAUCUCAAGAAUCUGGACAACCUUUGCGUUCCGGGCAAUCGAUUGCGCUCACUGGACGGGCUGCUCGCACGGGCUACCCAUCUGACGAAGCUGCUCGCCCAGGACAACCAAAUCAGCGAACUGCGCCGGGAUGAGUUUGUCGAGGCGGAACGGCUCGAGGAGCUGAAUCUUGCCGGUAACUGGCUGGUGAAUCUGAACGGAUCGCUGCUCAACUGCAAGGGACUGAUCAAUGCUAACUUUAGCGAGAAUCGUCUGCGCGAAUUUUCCCUGCAGGAGGUGGCCGGCUUGAGGAAGCUGCGCCUGCUCGAUCUGUCCCACAAUCACAUCGAGGUGCUGAGCGGUCGUAUGGAGAAUAUGAUCGAUUCCGGGCUGAUCAUUUCCGAGCUGAGGCUCAACAACAAUCGGCUGCGCUCGCUGGACGGUGCGCUGAUGGGAUUGAACAAUCUGCGCAUCCUGAACGUGGCUCACAACGAGCUGCAGACGAUUACACCGAACGAUCUGAUCGGGAUGGAGGAGCUGGAGCGGUUGGAUCUAUCGUUCAAUCAGCUCAAGACACUGGAGGAACUGUCCAAGACGUUCCUGCCCUCGCUAGAAUCGUUGAACGCAUCCUACAAUCAGUUGACGACGAUGCACAAGGACUUCCACGGAUUGCCGAUUCUAUGCGUUGCCGAUCUAUCGAAGAACAUGAUCCGAGAGCUUUCGAUCGACCUCGUGUCGAAUACACGCUGCAGUAAUCAUGGCGUUCCGAACCGGUUGGAGAUCUUCCUCGAUGAAAAUCCGGUUCUGUGCAACGAAUCGCUCCCGGAGCUGAUCAAUCAGAUGGAGUUCUACCACACGCGACUAAACGGUGUAGCUCACUGUAUCGUACCACAGCAGAUGCCAGUAGAGACGCCGAUCUUCAUUCAACCACCGAUCGCCAUGUUGCAGCCGCUACUCAAACCACAAGCCCCGCUCGUGCCCUCGAACGUUAUGAUCCAACCACCCUCGAUCGUGCAGAUUCUCGUCCCCUCGACGCUCGUUAUGCCGGCUGCCGCCGUUGCACCAGCACCGCCUGUACCAGCCUCAGCUGCCGUCUCAGUUACUGGACCCAUCACACCGAUUCUUCCUGCUGGCGUCCCACUAGCCCUUGCAACUGUUGCUCCGAUACCGAUUUUGUACGAAACUUCCACAAACGCACCAUCAGCUCCUCCAGCAGUACCGCUAGUGGCAGCUCAUCUACCAAUUGGGUCCUCUUUGGGUGCGCUUCCGUCCACCAGCGGUCCCUCACUACCUAACAGCAUCCCACAGACGCAUCUACCGGCAAACGAUGACGAUCUUGAUGAUGAACCCGGUGUCAGUGUCCUGACUAUCCCUCAACAGCAACCGUACGACGAGCUAAAGUAUGAAACAGCCCCAGCACAGGACCCACUGGAUCGAUCGGGCACGGCAGCGGGACACACCAUUCACGACGAUAACAACGAUGUUGGUCGAUCAGCAAUCGGCACCCACGGCAAUGAGUCGGGGGAUGGGCAGGUCACGGCCAGCACCACCACCACCACCACCAUGCAAACCAUCCUGGAGUUCAAGAACCUCAUCCACGACGGUAGCUACGGUGGUGCGUCAUCAUCUUCAUCGUCCGCCAUACUGGUAUUGCCGCCGGAGGUACUACCACUUCCGCUCGACAAAGCGCAGGGUUUAGCGACGGAACCGGAAGAAGAGCCGCCGGAAACGCAACAGGAUCAGCACGUCGAGCUAGAGAGUGAUAGGCAGUGA
This is a messenger RNA of Anopheles maculipalpis, 2503 nucleotides long. It is a transcript of the gene ltl, whose product is annotated as insulin-like growth factor-binding protein complex acid labile subunit. Lineage: Eukaryota; Metazoa; Arthropoda; Insecta; Diptera; Culicidae. Gene Ontology annotation, molecular function: protein binding. The transcript is spliced from 4 exons. The coding region runs from base 5 to 2503 and encodes 832 amino acids. The record is from RefSeq and is a predicted model, not a curated record.